GACUCGUGCCACUGGAGCUCUUCAGACGUCAGCUCGUGCUCACUGGAGGAAGGAGAAUAAUGGUCAUAAAACCUCCAUCCGUGUAUCGAUAAGGAGAUACUGAUAUCCGGUAAUGAAUGGGGAAUUGGGAAGAGUGGGAACCCGCUUUCCACGCAACACCUCCGUUGGUUUCUACCGGGGCUUUACGGCGGAGUACACACCGAGGGCUUGAUAUUAACCCGACCGUGACCGACCUAUUAUUUACCCGACUGACGUUAGUCUCAUAGCCGGUGACUUGAGGGAGAACAAACACGCACGAGGAAAUCCCUGUGAGGUGGUGAGGAAGCAGGGUGGACAGCAACUCCCAGCAUGCCCUGGAUCAUCUGAGUAUCCCAAAGAGGAACUAGUGAAAUUGCCGGAGAAGAGGAACGUCCACCCUGCUGUACAAACACACACAGAUAAUAGAUUUGAUCUGGGAACAGGCAGAACAGGAGGUAUUAACAGGAAGUGUGUGUGUGUGACCUUACAUUGCGAGCAGUCAUGUUCCGAAACAGCCUAAAGAUGUUGCUGGGAGGCAAAAGCCGAAAGAACAAUACUGGUGGCAUAGAGUCAGAGGGGUCAGAGGUCAGGAUGAUGGAGGGAUUCACCCGUUCGCUUCCCUCUUCUCCCCUCCUCAACCUUCGUCUGGCAAAAAGAACUGGUGAGGAUGAGGAGUUAGGACCGCCCCCCACUGUAGACGAGGCGGCUGAUGCUCUGAUGACCAGGCUGGGCUUCCUGUUGGGGGAAAAGACAGUCAGUGGAGAGCCGGGUUCCCCUUACCAUGGCCAGGAUGAUGGACAGAGGAUCUCUCCUUCCUCCAGUCUGGCCAGUAGCAGCACCUCCCCCUGCUCUACACUGCAGCCUCCUGCAGGAGAGGAGGGCAACAAGCAUGCCUCCACUAACCACGCCUCCGUCACCUCCCCCACCUCAACACUGGAGAGCAGAGACAGUGGCAUCAUAGCUACGUUGACCAGCUAUUCUGCUGAAUCAGCAGCAGAGAGAGACGGCAGCGCUAAGUACCCCGGUGAUGGUUACCAUGGCAGCAGCCCGAACCUCUGGCAGCAGGGGGGGCGGCCCGUGGUGGCUUCCACUUCCUCCUCGUGUAUGGUAGCAGCAGGAAGAGUGAAUGACGACUUCCUGUACAGGGCGGAGGACAACAUGGCCGCCUCCACCUACAGCCUCAACAAACUCCACCCAGACCGUGGCUCUGGCCCCGCCCGCUCAUCAGGCUCCACCCACUCCAUCCCUCUCUACCUCAUGCCCCGCCCUAAUUCAGUCGCUGCUACUAGUUCUGCCCACCUUGAAGAUCUAGCAUAUCUGGAUGAGCAGCAGAGACACACCCCUUCAAGGGCGUCCCUCAGAAUGCCCAGACAGAAUUCUGCGAGUCGUAGUCAACAGGACCACAGAGUUUGUUUCACUCCCACUAUCAACCUGAAGCCCCUCCCCUUUGAGGUUGCCGGCCUCGUGUCUGAUUGGCUGUUCAUCGGCAGGGAGUGGCUCUUCCAGGAAGUGGACGCUUGUCUUCGUAGUGCCGAUCCAACAACCAGUCAGGGUGUGGUAAUCAUUGGCAAUAUGGGCUUUGGUAAAACGGCCAUCAUCGCCCGCCUGGUGGCGCUCAGUUGUCAUGGAAACCGCAUGUGGCCAAGCACUGCCGACGACCAGUCCAUGCCUAAACAUGUAGAGGCUGUUUCAUUCUCCCAUGAUUCCUUGGGAAGAGGAGGAGGAGGAGGAGAUGAAGGAGGAGGAGGAAGCUGUCCAGGGACUCCAGAGAUGAGGAGGAGACAGGAGGAGGCGCUGAGGAGGCUUGCAGGACAAGUAGUCUCUUAUCAUUUCUGUCAAGCUGAUAACUGUCAGACCUGCCUGGUUCCGGAGUUUGUCCACAACAUGGCGGCGAUGCUAAGUGACGCCCCUCAGCUGUCGGCCUAUCGGGAGCUGCUGCACCGAUCGCCACAGCUACAGAGUACGCUUAGCCUGCGCUCCUGCAUACAGGAUCCAAGCACUGCCCUCCAGAGAGGAAUACUAGAACCACUGGACGCUCUCUACAGAGAGAGGAAGUUGCACGUUGAGGGGGCGGGGCUUAUUAUGCUGAUUGAUGGGCUGAAUGAGGCAGAGUUUCACCGGCCGGACUACGGUGACACACUGACUUCCUUCCUGUCCCGAAACAUCCAGAAAUUUCCUUCCUGGUUGAAGGUCAUUACCACUGUCAGGACCAGUCAGCAGGACAUCACUGGUUCUCUACCUUUUCACCGUAUCUCUCUGGACAGGAUGGAAGAGAACAGCGCCAUAGACCAGGACCUGCAGGGUUACCUGAUGCAGCGAAUCCACAGCAGUGCUGAGAUCCAGAGCAACGUGUCACUGAGCAAUGGUCGCCUUGACAACACGGCACUGGCCAAGCUGAUCGGCCACCUGAAGACCCUGAGCAAGGGCUCGUACCUCUACCUGAAACUGACCCUGGACCUGAUAGAGGGAGGAUACCUUGUCCUAAAGAGCUCCAGCUUCAAGGUGGUUCCUGUGAGUCUAGCAGAGGUCUACCUGCUGCAGCUCAACAUGCGGUUUCCCACCCAGUCGUCCUUUCAGAGAGUUCUGCCGCUGCUCAACGUUACUGUGGCAUCACUGCAACCACUGACUGACCAGCAGCUGUUUGAGGUGGUGAAUGCGGGCGCUCUGACUGGAGGAACACUGCACUGGGCGGAGUUUGCACACCGUCUAGAGCAGCUCUCCUCUUUCCUGCUGCGGCGAAGUGACGGCAGCAGGAUGCUAAACCACGCCUCCUUCAGGGAGUGGCUGAUGUGGAGAGAGGAGGGUCAGGACAACAGGUUCCUCUGCGACCCCAGGAGCGGUCACACUCUCCUGGCCUUCUGGCUCUGCAGACAGGAAGGAAAGUUGAACCGACAGCAGAUGCUGGAGCUGGGACAUCACAUCCUGAAGGCUCACAUCUACAAAGGUCUGAGUAAGAAGCUUGGGGUUUCCUCCUCAGUUCUGCAGGGGCUGUGGCUGUCCUACAGCACAGAGAGCCUGAGCCCUGCUCUGUCAUCACUGCGCAAUCUCUACACCCCCAACAUCAAGGUGAGCAGGUUGCUGAUUAUCGGUGGGGCUGAUGUGGAUUUCCGUAGUGAUGUCCUCAACAACGCCCCCCUGCUGUGUGUCCACGCUCACCUUGGCCACAGUGAUGCUGUGGCACUGUUGCUUGACCACGGAGCUCAGGUGGAUGCUCAGUCAAAUGAUGGUUUAACUGCACUGGGAUUCGCUGCUGCAGCUGGACAUCUGGACGUAGUCACUAUGUUGAGUCAGCACAGAGCUAAGGUGGGUCACGUGGACAGCUCAGGGCGGUGUGUUUUGGUGCACGCGGCUCAGCGGGGCCACCUGGAGGUGCUGCGCUUCCUGCUGAAGCAUGUGGACUGGAGCUGCACUUCCUGCUGCGGCCAGAGGGCGGCGAGCAGGUGCCAGGCGGUGCAGCAGGCUCUGGUUUCUGCGGCCAGCAUGGGCCACACAGAGAUAGUAUCAUACCUCCUGGAUCUUCCAGAGGAAGAUGAGGAAGAGGAGGAGAGACCUGAGAUCAACGCACCUGACAGUCUGUGGGGAGAGACAGCUCUGACCGCAGCAGCAGGAAGUGGCCGGCUGUCUGUUUGCAGGCUGUUGUUGGAUCAGGGUGCGGCUGUUGAGCAAGGCAACAGACGGGGCGUGGCUCCGCUCUUCAGUGCUGUGAGACGUGGCCACUGCCAGGUGGUGGAGUUGUUAUUGAAUCACGGGGUGGAGGUGAACAUGGUCGACCACCAGGGUCGAACAGCUCUGAUGACGGCAGCCUCAGAGGGACAUAUGACCACCGCCCAGCUGCUACUGGAUCAUGGAGCCUCUCUCGACCAGACCGACAAGGAAGGGUUAACGGCGCUGAGCUGGGCGUGUCUGAAAGGCAAGCUCCCAUUGGUCAGGGAGCUGGUGGAGAGAGGCGCAGCCACAUCUCAUGCUGACCGCAGUGGACGGACACCUUUGGAUCUGGCUGCCUUUUGCGGUGACCCAGAAGUGGUGCAGCACCUCGUGGAUCACGGUGCGUCGGUGGAGCAUGUGGAUUGCAGCGGGAUGCGUCCUCUGGACCGAGCGGUCGGCUGCAGAAACACCUCAGCUGUCAUCGCUCUGCUCAGAAAGGGAGCCAAAAUAGGACCAGCGACCUGGGCCAUGGCGACCUCUAAACCAGACAUCUUAAUGGUCCUGCUUAGUAAAUUGAUCCAAGAGGGAGACAGAUUGUACAAGCAAGGUAAAGUGAGGGAAGCUGCUCACUCCUAUCAGUCAGCUCUCCAGAAGUUUCCAGGGGAUGAGCUGAAGACGUUCAGACAGCUGAGAGUGUGUGUGCUGCUCAACCUGUCACGCUGCCGCCGCAAGAUGAACGAUUUCAGCCUCGCUGAGGAGUUUGCCACCAAGGCGCUAGAGCUCAAAGCUAAAUCCUACGAAGCCUUUUAUGCUCGAGCCCGUGCCAAGCGCAGCCGCAGACAGUUCCGUGCAGCCCUGGAGGACCUGAUUGAGGCCAGCCGCCUGUGCCCAUCCAACCGGGAGAUCCAGCGCCUGCUGUCCCGGGUCAAGGAAGAGUGCCGGCAGGCUGCGCAACAACAAGACUCUCCCCCUCCUUCAGCACAUCAUGUUUAUCAACCGAAUAUGCCCAUGUCCAUCAACGAGGCCAGGUGCAGAGAUUCAGGUUGUUUGCAGGUGCAGGACAGGGAGCGGCUUACCGAGGAAGAGGAGGAAGAGGAGGAAGAGGAGGAGGAAGAACAAGAGGGAAGCCAGAGGGAAGGAGAUGCUCCUCCUCACUCCUCUCACCACCCACCUGUAGGCCAAAGUCUUGACACCCACUGCCGCCCUGGAGUGCCAUCACCCUCCUCCCUCUCCCCCACUCACCUGUAUCAUCACCUCCCCAGCCCCACUCACGCCCCCUCUUCUUCUUCUUCCUGUCACCCUGCGCUUCCCCCCCCGUCCUCCUCCUAUCACCACUUCAGCCCUCCUCUCUCCCCAAUGCAGCAUCAGCAGCGUGCCAGCCCAAUGUCUGAAAGUAUGCCGGCAUUGUCAGGAAAUGGAGGUCUGCACCACCAUCCGCAGUCCAUCUCAGCCCUCCACUACUCAGACCAGAACCAGGGAGUGCAGCAGCAACACCACCUGUCCAAUCAGAGAUCCUUUCCUAAGCAGAACCCUGUUCAAGCCCAGUGGCUCCAACCAGCCAAAGUCCAGGUUGUGAGAUCCAGUCAGCCUAGUUCCUUGGCUCACACCAGCAUGGUUUCUGCCUACUCCCAGUUUGGCCAACUGCCACAAGAACUGGCCGAACUGGGGGAAGGCAUUUGCCCAGGCCCCCUAGAAAUCAGACCUAACCUGCCAGUUUCAUAUCCACUAGAUGAUGUGGAUGUCGACUUUGCUUGCCAGGCAAGAUCUGCAUCUGCCUAUGGGAGAGAAGGAGGAGGGGAUAGGGCGGGGCUAAAUCGGUUUGGGCAGGCCCGUCAGUUCAGCCGCAACCAAUCCAAAGCAGCCCACUACCCCAUGGAAGUUACUGAGGCAACAAUGGUGCCUCCUGAUAACCUUCCAUCAUCACACGAUUAUCAAUACCAUCACCAGGGGGGGCUACGACGGCCGCUCAGUGCCCACCCAACCUCUUCCCCCACUAAUCCUCCCAGGCCUCUUGUCCACUCCCAGGGUAUCAGUGUCCGUUUCUCCGCCAGCAGCUGCAGCCUCGCUGGUGGGCAGCCUGCUAACCAUGGCCCAGGCUUCAGGUCUUCAGCCUCCGCCCAGCACAUGGAUUUACCUUCAGAUGUGGGAGGGGUUACUGGUUACCAUGAUGACCUCUUUCUGAUCUCCUCUCCCCAGUCAGAAAUAUGCAUGGAAGGAGGCGGUACUUAUCCUGGAGAGGCGGGCCGAUCAUCAAGGAACACUCCUUUUAUGGGCGUUAGUGACCGGACCGCGAGAGUGCACCAGCAGUAUCAACAAGCUCCAUCCAGUUCAGCAUCCUGUCUCAGCCCCAGUCGCUCCUGGGCCGUGUCUUCAGUGGACACGGUCGUCACCUCACCUAGCAAAACCCCUGUCAAUCAAGGAGGCUUCAGUCAAGCCCAACCAUCCUCCAUCGCCUACCACAACCGCAGCAACAACAAUGCCCACAACGGUCACCUCCUCCAUGACAACCAGCUCGACUACUACGAGGUGCAGCCGGGCAGCGGUCCUCAGGGUGAAGGCUCGGUGCGGGUCGCCAGUCAGAAUCCCUCCUACCUGGAUGUGAAGCUAGCUCGAACACUGCCAGUGAUCCACAGCUACUCAGACAGACCAAGUGACAGAAAGACAGGCCCUACCUCUCCUGUCAAACCAAAAAGACCCUUUGUAGAGUCCAAUGUAUAGAGAAACAAUUAAAUCUUAAGUCAAGAGACAAGGGAGGAGGGUUAGUGAAGAAUGGUUCAAAAGAAGCACUCAGAGUGCACUCAUAUAUUCCAAGAUUCACUGGGACUAUGGAAUUAUUAAGGCCGGGCUAUGCUUGAAACAAACUAGUUUCCGCAAUAACUGUUCAAAUCGUGGCGUGACGUGGACAGGCUUGCUGAGUUGUUGGUUUGUGAAAAAUAAGUACUUCGUUUGAAGUAUACCAACUCCUUUAUUGUUCAGAAGAGAGAGAGGGAAAAGCAGCAGUUAAACAUAUAAGUUCAGUAUGGAACAAAUUGGCUGUUUCAGGUCAGGUCUGUCAAUUAACCAGCCAGAGACAAAGAAAAGAAGCCAGGACAAAGGGGAAGGGGCAAGGAUGAGAGUGCUGAAACAUGCGACAGCUCCUGCCAUUAAAAAGCACAAUGAGGAAGAGGAAGAUGUGGAUGAUUUCAGAAGCAAACACUCAUAAAAAUCCUGCUUUUGCCUCUUGUUCAUCCCUGGCUUACAGUACAUUUAAAACAGGUCUCUGAAUGCCCAUAAUGCAUUGCUCUAGAGUUACCAAGUUCACAUCCACAACUCUAGACAGUGACAUUCAGUCAGACAAAAAAAGACACAGAAGCACCACUAUCACCUUUGUCUGCUGCCGACGCCUUUAAAAAAGAUUUUCAAGCGCUUAAAUGAAAUUAUGUGAACGACUGGAAACCUGGAUACAGUCUCUGCAGGACCCAGGCUCUUAAACGAGUGCCAGUCAGAUGCCGGUCAGUGAACCAGCCCCAAGCCAUAGUUUGAGAAACUAGGACGACGCUGUCACUGAAUGAGCACUGACUUGCUGUAUAUAAAACAAAUGAGUGAUAUUUAUCUUUUUUAAGUUAUAUCCGUAUUAAACUGGACAAAUAUUGUCUGUCUUAAAAAUGUAUAUUGCUUUUUAUUUGGAUUUGCCUUUAUAUGUUUGUUUUGACUGAAAUGUAAACCUUUUCAAAGAGACUAAGUAAAGUUGAAGUCCUGCUUCGCUCAGUUAUGGGUCCACAACAUCCCUUCCUGAUCUGCAAUGAUCAUCCUGUAAAAAUGCCUUUUUAAGGUUUUUGAUUUUUUAUUUUUUUUGCUUCAGGUAGAGCUGUUUUUGUUGAAGGUCUUUUGUAUUCUGUAGUCCUAAAGGCCCUGAUUCAUGUAAACCACAAGAAUCCCAACUGAUACGCUAGGGCCCUUUACACCUGUUGCCAUGGAAACAUAGUGCUUACAUUAUAAUUCAAGAAAAGCCAACUAUGCGUUCGCUGAACCCUCCCCCUAACACUGUGACUGUUCAAUCAUAGCUUAGCAACGGUAACUAGGCAUGGCCUGUCAAGCUCUGUAUUUCUCUGUCACAUUGAAGCGGUGUGCACCUAUACGUGACAUAAAGAGGGUGGCAUAUCUUUUUCCCCCUAGCUUUUCCAAAACCAAAAACACAAGAGCAAGUGUAAGGAAUGCAUUUCAGCUGCGAUCAUUAGCGUGCCUGGCUAACUAGCCAUAGUAUUAUAGUAUUAAUUGAGCGUUACUGCCUAUGCCAAUACUAAAUUACUUUGGUUGCAGGUUACGCAUCACAAUUAAUAGCAUAGCAUAUCUAUGUAGUAUGUAUAUAUGUAGUUCUGCUCUGCUCCUGUAUUUCAUGCAGUUUAUGCUCCAGCAACCCCAGCCAAAUUAAUUAAUUUGCUGCUUUUCAACCAACUCACGGAGCUAACGUUAGCUUGUGUAACCCUUCCACCAUCGGCUCCUGAAAUGAACUCCAUAAAGAAUCAAACCCCUUUAAACUCUUUAUACUUUAAACGCUGUAAAAUUGUGAAAGAGACAUCUCAUUGUACAAUAAACCUGUCUAGAGACGCAAUGAUUCUGACUCUCUCCAAUGACCAAUGAGAGGCUAAAUAAAUAAUCUUGGUUUCAGUAACACAAUAGAUACAGUACUGUGUGAAUUAACACACACAAGUGUGGAAAUGGAAAUAAAAUAAAGGUGACAAACAAAACAAUUAAUUUAGUCUUUAGUCUGUGUUAACCUGAGUGCGCUUUUGUUUGUCGGCGCACUCAAUGUUGUAACUCAUUAAGAACAGAACAGCAGUAACGCCAUGUUUAGAGUAAAAACAGCUGCUACAACAUAUGUAGAAAUCACUUUUGCCAGACCUGUCUCAGUCUGCAGCAGCACAGGACUCAUAAGCAGACGAAAGCAAACCCUCAGCGAUAGCAGACACAGCGCCAGGCAAAAGACUUGAGACGAGCGCUGAAACUCCUCUGGACCGCAGGCGACGAAACAGCCCACUUUUCUUCAACGACGGCAGCAGUGGAGCUACCCUUGCUGGCUCGCUUCACAGUCCAAAAACACUUUAUCAGUCGACCGUCCCAAAGCUCUACAUUCAGUGUUCAACACAAAAACAAAAUAAUGUAAUAAUUAUUUGAAUUGAGCUCUUCUGACUCUUUAGUUCUUCUGGUCUAUGCAUCGAACACAGGACUUGCUGGACUGCUCGACAUCUGACUUCAUCCAUGACCAGUAGAAUCGAUCUUUUAAUUAGGCCCUAUGUUUUGUCAAGGCCUAAAUGACCCGAGUCAUCACGCAGUGUUUCCAUUAUUAUCUUCCAGUACUUUUCUGGCAAGACCCGCUGAGAGCAGUGGGGUUUGCCAUGCGGACUUGUGAAGCGACACAUGACUCCUUGUUGUAUCAUUAACCGACCCCACUCUCUCAGCAACAGAGGGCAGGUUCGAUGCUCUGUCUUGUCAGCUUGUGUUAAAUCCCCGGUUGAGAGCUGACCAUACCUCGGCAAUGCUAGGAUCGCCUGCUGCGGAUAAUAUAUCUUUCCAUUCCUGUUCUUGAGUCAGUGUAGGGUGUGUGGGCGACAUCAUGCAGUAUAUCCACUACCACCCACUUCAAAGCCAAGAGUUCUAAUUUAUGGGCAGGGUAAUGUCGUUCUGACGGACAUUAUUCAGAGGUACUUGAUAAUAUCCACUUCGGAGGUCUACCACACUAAACCAAUUGCCACUGUUGAGAGAGACCAAUGCAUCUUCAAUUCUUGGCACUGUGUUUUGGUCAGGAACAAUGCGUCUGUUUAGUGUCCUGAAGUCACACGUGCUUCUCUUGUCGUUUGUCACCACGAUAGGCGCAAGGACAUGCUGUCUGAUGUCCGGCAGUUGCUCAUCGGCCCAGCAGCUCCAGACUGCUGUGUUCACAUUAGACGACUGGGGGUUUAUUCUGUAAGGUAGCAGGGGCCGUCUAGAGGUACAGGAGCCCAGGGACAAGCACGUUCUUCAGUCUCUGGUUCUCCUCUGACAUCUCCACGUUCUCCCUCUCCAGCUCUUGAACCCGUGAAUGCAGGAAGUGAAGCUCAGUGGUCAGUGACGGGGUCAGGACCGACACACCUGACUCCACCCGCUGCCACUGCUGUGUGUUCGCUGUCCGGACUCUCCGUCAUCUGGAGACACAAAGACACUAACUGAACUUCAGUGUCGGAGAGAACCAGAAAAUGAUAAUGUUCCAGUACUUUGACCGCCAGCUGCCGUGAACAACUUGAGAGUACAUCUAUUAAUCGCAAAAACAUUAAACAGAGCAACAAAUAAAUAAUGAAGUGGCAAAUCUUAUUAUAGAUGCACAAAACACUUCUAAGGUACAUUAACACCGACUGAAUAGAAGUUAUGCAUCUUAACAAUAAAUGAGCUAAGAAAAUUUACAAAUAACCAAUAUAAAUCAGCUGAUUACUCUUGUUUAGCUAGCUAGCUACAGCUGAUAAAGUGUGACAGAGAAAGUUCUCAUUUCAGAUGGCAAAAGCAACGGUUGACAUAUAGAAAUAAGAAAACUGCUUUGGCUUACCUCGGUCUAAAAUGAAUGAUUGUUCCAAAAAGGACUAAAAAGCUUGUGGUAAAUCUGAUCCUCAUGAUUGUAAACAGAAUAUUUGCUGUCUGAGAAUGGAAAGCUUGACAGGCGUAGCGACAGUAACAAGGGGAGGGGGCUAGUUGUCCAGAGAGGGUGUGUCUAACAGACAAUAUUCAAUAAGUUGGACUAAGCGUUAAUUUUUAAAAAUGGGUUUUAUUCACACGAAUGCCUGUUCUUUUGUAAAUUUCUUUAUAUGUUUCUAUUGAAUCAGCAGCUUGGUUUCAGAGUUGCUGACGCUGAUUGAACCUCUGACCUCUCUGGCGCGGUACAGUCUCUGUGACCACUGCCCUUAUUUCUUACUGCUCAGGAGUCUCCAGCCGUGAGAAGAUGCGGUAACUUAAAUCACUCUGGUUCACAAGCCGUUUUCACCUGUCACUGCCGGUCAUGGUAUGUAAUUCUGGCCAGUUAGAAUGAUGAACUACAUUAUUAGCAAGUUGAUUGGAUGUUCAAGACUAGUUUAAAGAGAAAAGGCGUAGCCAGAUGACAAAAUUGUCCGUCAAUAAAAUAAUAUGCUGUGCUGUACAUGUAUAAUGUAGCCUCCAACCUGCAUAGGGGUCUCGACCCCGAGUUUGAAACACCACAGGUAAUCAAGCUUAAUCCCUGCCUAUUCCCACUUGGUGUGAAAUCUGUUAGUGGGUUUACUGUGGGCUUUUUGACUGUGUAAGAUAAGUGAAUUUAAAACCCAGGAUGGUUACCAUAAGAACAUUAAUUGAGCAUUUAAAACAACAUGAAUGUGUUUUUUUUUUAUCAGCUCUUGAAAUUACUGACUGCUGAAUUAACAUUACAGAGAGGAAUAAAGCUGAAUGAAAGACA
Micropterus dolomieu (smallmouth bass) is the source of this 11095-nucleotide messenger RNA. RefSeq names its product protein TANC2-like. The record is from RefSeq and is a predicted model, not a curated record. Gene Ontology annotation, biological process: regulation of dendritic spine morphogenesis. Gene Ontology annotation, cellular component: dendritic spine. Lineage: Eukaryota; Metazoa; Chordata; Actinopteri; Centrarchiformes; Centrarchidae. The coding region runs from base 520 to 6381 and encodes 1953 amino acids. The transcript is spliced from 30 exons. Gene Ontology annotation, molecular function: protein binding.